Messenger RNA from Scaptodrosophila lebanonensis, 5759 nucleotides. RefSeq lists its product as uncharacterized. NCBI's taxonomy places the organism in Eukaryota, Metazoa, Arthropoda, Insecta, Diptera, Drosophilidae. The coding region runs from base 54 to 5630 and encodes 1858 amino acids. Gene Ontology annotation, biological process: signal transduction. The record is from RefSeq and is a predicted model, not a curated record. The transcript is spliced from 12 exons.
UUCGUUUGCGCCCCACGUGUUAGACUUUUGUGUAAUAUUGUGUCUUUGUGAAUAUGUGCCGUAUAAUAUUUAUAUUGAUAUUUAUGCUGAUACGCUUCGGCCAUAUGCUCGAGGUGCAGUUUAAGCCCAGUCAUCCCACCAACCUACUCAGCCUGGAUCAGGAUACACCACACCUGCAUAAGCGAAAUAUGCCCCAGUUCUACGACAAAGCUGCCUUCAACUUCGACGGACUAGUAGGCAUUGCAUCCGUACCGGUCCCCUAUCCACUGGACAUAUGUAUGCUUCAACUUCCAACGAUCAAAUAUGCAACGGUUCUGCACAAGGAGCGUACUGGGGGCCGGCUGUUUGCUGUCUAUGGAUGGCAGGCGUCGGGUGAGAAAUACGAGCUGCUCCUUCAGGUGCCCGCGGCGGCAGCUGUGACACUGGACUGUCUUGCGUACGCGGGUCGUGGCUAUGUAGCUCUUAGCUAUAAUCUCACCGAACCAGCGCAGCAGGCACAGGAGGGCUCACCUAUCUAUGAGCUUUCGCCUGACACAGGCAUACGUACCGUUCAGUACUUUGGAGCGGCCCAUCUCCGUGAUAUGUAUCUUCGUAUUAGUAGCCAGGAACUGACACUGCUGCAGACCUACGAUGAAGGUGCAGGGCAUCAACGUUGCCCCUAUUUUAAAUGGACUGGUGCCACCUUUGAAAGACUAGGCAGCAUUCCCUGCAGCAAUGCGAGGCAGUUGGAGGCCUUCGGUAUUGACUUUGCCGACUAUGUGGCCGUGGCCAACUACGCGGAUGCCGACGGGCACACCAAUGCACACUCGGAGAUCUACAGGUACAAUGCAGAUUUGCGUCGCUUCGAGCUCUUUCAGAGACUGCGCAGCAAUGGCGCCGUGGAUGUGAAGUAUUUCAGUGUGCCGCAGAAUGAAGUGAGCCGCCGGCAUUUUCUGGUGCUGGGCAACACGGUCGGACGCGCUGGAGGUAACGACGAAGCGGACACGGUGUUUUACGUGUUCGAUCAAGGACAAUUUGUUCCCUAUCAGCGUUUGUCUUUUUACGCCCUGCAACGAUUAUUGCCCGUUCAGCAUGUCAUCGCGGAAAAAUUCUUGCUUUUGGUAGCCUGCAACAAACAGGAUGUAAAGAUUUACAAUCUGAACGACUGGAAAUUUGAGGAAUCGAAGGUGCAGUUUACCGAAGGAGCCUUCGGCAAGGGCGUAUCACAUAUGCGCAGCUAUGAGGAGGAUGAGCAAAGCUAUCUGGUUAUUGCCAAUGAAUUAAUGAACGCCAACGAAACAAAUAUAUUUCGGCCACUCUACAAGCAAGAUGAACAUGCGAAUGCGCUUCGUCAGCAAAUUCUAGAGUGGGCUCAUGCACAAUCCACACGAUUGCAGAAUUUAAAUGUAGAGCAUAUACUGCAGGAUGUCCAAAAACUGAAAUUAUCUAGCAAUGGAGCCUUACAUAAUCCACAAAUUCGACGCGUGAACACCAAAUCGUUGGUAGAUGAACGCAAACAUUUGAGUCCUAAUUACUGGGAUGCCUUACGCUAUGCUAAACGGGCCUUAGAUGCCAUUGAGCGUCAGUCUGCACAUUAUCAACCAUCGACGUUGCGUCGCUUGGUUAGGCGUGAGGUGGAAUACGAGUUUGACGACAUUAUGGUGGAAAAUUUAGUAGUGCACAAGAACCUACAGGCGGACCAUAUUAAUGGAAUCAACAGCCAUGCGCCCGUGUACAACACCAUCAAAACACCAAAAGUCUAUAUAAGGGAGCCUAAUGGCAAGGAACUUCCAAGACAUCGGCCCACACACCUGAAAUUCCAUAUAGAAGACUUGCAACUGAACGGUACACUUAAUGGAUUGAACUGGACUCAGCUGCUGGACCAAACACUAAAAUGUAGUGGUGUCGAUGUUCAGUUCAUCAAAGCACCCGCAACUAUUAGCAACCUGGCUGCUGAGACUGUGAUGGUUAAUAGCAAUAAGAUGAAUGACCGUUCUCUGGAUCAACUGAUUCCUACCGAUGGCGGUGAUUACAUUGUACAGCACGAUGUGCAAUUUGCACAUCUAAUUAAGGUAAAUCGACUUGAGAUCAAUCAACGACUGAACAACAUUCAUGUGGACCGUCGACAUUUCGACGUACUGCUUAAGAAAUCAAAUGAAACCCAGAUCAUCGAGGGCUCCAAACACUUGGAGAACCUAAAAGUGCUGGAACCUAUUAACAUGGCGGGUCAAAUGCUGGGCACCAAACUACGAGCUAUUUCACCCAUGAAAGUCAUCCACCAUUCGCUGCAGCUGCAUGGCGAUUAUGUGAUUGGCGGUGAUGUAACAAUUGGAGAGCGGUUAACAUCGCUAGAUCUAGUAGACGCAACCACUCAGAAAUCAUCAGUUUCUACGCUGCAGCAGGGUGUGCAGCUGAAUGCAACCCUACAAAAUAUCAACUUGCGUUUUGAACAAGCUCUGAAUUCGAAAGAUACUGAGCUGAGUUUCAUCAAUGCGCAUGAUCUCCAGCAUUUGCUCGAGCUAAAUGUAGAUAAUGUACAGGUGAUUCAAGGGGAAAAGCACCUUCCGCAAAGUCUCGAAGUGAGCGAAGGCUUCAGCGAAGUAAAGUGGCUAAAUGACAUCGAUGUAGUUAAACUGGAGCAGCAACUGCUCCUGCGGACAGGCAAUCAGAGCAUACGCAAACCUAUGAGGCUGGCCGGCCUAAAGGUUAAGCAGCUGACUACGUCACAGGUACAGUUACUGCUCAACGAUCAAACCACAGGAAGCUAUUUGACUCGUCAAGGGGAUCAGCACGGGAAUAGUACUUUAUAUAUUCAACGGCUUUAUGUACCAAACGAAUUAAAUACACGCGAGAUGUAUGUUAACGGCAACAUAUAUGAGCGCCACCUAAGCGAUAUUUAUUCACUGGGUAAAAGCGCGCAGAGUUUUGCACUUCCCUCGAAUUUCAAUGGCACGAUCUUUGCUAAAAAUCUGUGGCUGAAAACAUCAAUGAACGAUUUCAGCGUGUCGGAGGUGGAACAGCAACUGCAACAACUGUUGGGUAAUGUAAAGUAUGUUGGCGAUUUCAAUUUUGGCCAUGCAACUAACAUAAGCGGCCUAAGAUUUGACGGCACUCUCAAUGGUAUAUCCGCCUUAGAGUUUGGCAGCUGCUGGCUAGAGAUCGAUGGCGAUCAGAAUUUUAUAUCAAAUCAGAGAGUGGCAGGCGUGGAGAGUGUAUUGGGUAUUUGGUUAAACGGGCAUUUAAAUAACUAUACUGUUGCCGAUUACAGAAACGAAACCUAUAAAUUAAAUGAGUCUGAAAUAAUGCAAACUGUUAGAUUCGAAAAUCCUAUUGUUGUGCAGUUGCUAGAGGUGCAUCUGCUAAAUAAUCUGCGUCUACCUGAAGAUUUUCUAUAUGCAACGCCUGAUGCGAUCAGUUACAUGCAGGCACCCAUCAGCGUUAACGGUUCGCUGCAUUCCAGCCUAUGCAACGUCAGCAGUCUAAAUGGCAUAGAGAUCAAUGCUCUAGAGCAAUAUUUAGGAGAUCAAAAGUAUGAUGUUCUCUACGUGGAACAUGUGCAAUUUGAAAACAGCCUGCCACCAAAUUACGGGACACUGAACAGACGCAACCUAAAGCACAUAAUCAAUGAAGUGUGGUUGACCAACGAAAACAUUGUGCUGGGUAACCAGGGGCAGCGGGUGCAGCUGACACGAAGUAUCUUCGAAGGCUUAUUGGAAUUCGAGGGCGCUAUAAAUGGCAUGAGUGCGGCGCACAUCAAGCAUAACUAUUUUAGCUUAACGCGCAGCCACCAACACGUCCACACUGCGUUGAACCUUAAGCAUGACGUCACUUUUGCACAGCCUCUUACAGCAAACAGGGUAAUGUUGCGUGGAAAAAUUAAAAGUGAUAUUGGCGCACUUGUUGAGGGCGAAGGUAAUAAAUCUCUUGAUUUCGAUGAAUUUGUGUACAACACCCUAAAAACCUGGGGAAAUCACACCGUAACAGGAAAUUGGAGCAUUCUAGAUGCAUAUGUACUUGGAAAUUUAAGCUUUGUGCAUCUGAAUCAUCUGAAUUUGGUCAAUGACGUUCUGCGAAGCGAUGCUACAAACGCGGUUAAAUACAUAAGCGCCCCAAAAACUGUGCACCGCGCACUAAUCAAACGUCUUUAUACAACUCCCCCAAGCACCGUUGCCGGAGUGCCGGUGAAACAGUGGAUCGACGAUGCAGUUUACAUCUACGGCAAUCACAGCAUUAUAGGAAUCACAACACUUGAGAAAGUAAAUCUCUACAAUAAUCUGUGCGUUGAGGGGUCCGUCAACGAUAUAGCGUGGAAGCAGGAAAAACUGCUACUUCGCGACGCAGAGCAGCAUGUGGAAGGUAUGCUGUUGGUGGAGAACACACUGCCGCAGGAGCAGCGUAUAUUGACCAACAACAUUGAAGAAUUGUGGGUGGAUCGAAUUCGGGAACUCUCGGUAAACGACCUGAUCGCAAACAAAGCAACCAAUCGUCCCAAUUUGCAUAUAGAAAGCCAGUUGAUAUUUAAUCAGCCUCUGGCAGUACGUAACUAUCAGGUUGGAAUCAAUCCCAGCGAGGCACCUUAUAAGUGGAAGCGAGGCUUAAAAAGUAUGGACACAGACGAAAUGGACUACUGGCAGGAUAUGACACAGCAAUUGGCACAUGUUCAGCAGCGAUUGGCAGAUCCGCCGUACGUGUUGGAAGACUUCACGUUGCUACAGCAGCUGCCACUUAACGCAAGCCGCGUGGAGGUUCUGAACGUGGAUGCUCUGGAUGUGCUAUGCAUUUCUAAAAACUUUAGCAAGGAACGCCUUAAUACGACCUACUAUGUUUGGCAACCGUCGGAAGAGAGAUUUAUUUUAAACACAAAUUUAUCGGCGCUUAUUCCGCACAACAAAAUGCAUUUGCACUAUAAGUCUGGAUUCAGCCCAUUUAUUGCCACAUCUGCACCUAAUUCGUACCUUAUGAGUCCACUAUUGCACUUAAUGGAUCUUGAUUGCCUAGCGUUCAGACCAGACUACGAUCAGAAAUUACACAUACAUUGUCUUGAUAAGAGAAGCUACAACAGAACAGUGGCUGUCAUUGCACGGACAGAUAUAAAACAGCUGUUGCCACUGGUGCCGAAUGACGCGUCCGUUCUGCUUCUGCUUCUUCACAACAAAUUGGAGUUUUGGCACUGGCGAAAUGACAGUUAUGCGAUGGAACUAAGCAUGUCAAUGAUGCAUGCUGAGCAAAUAGCGCUGGCACAUUACGACAGUCGCAGAUACUUGGCCGUUCUUAUUAAGCACCCAGGAGUCGAGAAGUCAGCCGGCACCGUUGAAAUUUACAGUGCCGUUAACGACUUGGCGCCGGAUUAUAAACUUGAACAAUCUAUCGACUUCGAUGUAGAUAUGAAGCCGCGUCAGCUGCUUUUCAUGCAGCUGUCAAAAUCUAAUGAUUUAUUAUUGUGCAUUUCAACGACGUCUUUGACGCAGCCACUGCGAAUCUACCAGCAGAAAGGAGUUUCCGGCUUUCAGUUAAUUGUAGGCGCCAGCACAUUGCCCGCUAUACGAUCUUUGUUUCUGCUCCAGUUACGAACGACGCAGCGACAAUUUUUGGCAUUUGUGGCUACCGAAGGUGGUGUUUUCAUACUGGAGCCACUACUGAAAUCACUUUAACAUCACAACAGGAACACUGAUUCAACAUACAUUUUCCGAAGCCUUUACUGCUUCAUAUGUACAUAUGUGUAGUAUGAUAAUCAUUAGUAAUAUUUGUUUCUAAAUAAAAAAUAUUUUUUAUUAACCGUA